Molecule: messenger RNA, 1658 nt
Organism: Anguilla anguilla (European eel)
Lineage: Eukaryota; Metazoa; Chordata; Actinopteri; Anguilliformes; Anguillidae
Exons: 4
Coding region: 296-994 (232 amino acids)
Source: RefSeq, a predicted model, not a curated record
UCGUCACGCUGAGAGGUAAGCGGUGCUCUGCGAUCGCGCGCUCUCAUUCGCUGUCCUGACGGCUCGCGCUGCGUUUGGGUCGAUCGUGCCGGUGCGGAUCGGAGACCUGCGACAGAUCGCGCUGCGUUUUUACAAAAAAUUAAAAAAUCAACAACCGAGAAGGUUCCACCUCAUCCAGCGAGACUUCUUACAGCUACGUCUGUUCUGUUCCAAUCUCCUUUCGCAACAGAAAAAAACAGACCUGUCCAAACAAGUGGGACUGACGAGGGAACAGCUGCACUAAAGCGCUGGGACGAUGACGGCCUUGGAGCUGGACAACGUGGGGAGUCAGUUCCGCUUUGCGGAGGCCUGCGUGGGGUUUUUGGGGUGCCUGUUUGUGGGGUACGCUGUGUGCACCCCCUGCUGGCUCGGGGACACGGGGCUGUGGACGGUGGGGAACAGCUCCAAACCGGAUGCUGGCCGGAUGCAGGAGGUUAUUUUCAAAGCGUUGGAGGCGGAGCAGGUGUUCGGCGUGCUGUCCUGCCUGAUGGCCCUGGGUUCGGGGGUCCUGUGCCUGGUCUUCGCCUGCUGCUGGACGUCCCAAACGGUGCGGUCCUACUCCAACACCCGCUCCCUCCUGAUGGCGGGCCAGGCGCUGUUCCCCACCACACUGAUGCUCAUCACGCUCGCGCCCACAGGGUUCUUCUUCCUGGUGUGCUGGUCCCUCUUCACCCGGCAGCACUGGGCGGAGAUCGGCGCCGACCCCGGGCUGCUGGGCUCCUCCUAUUGGCUGGGCGCGGCGGGCUGGGCCCUGCUGCUGGGCGUGCUGCCGGCGGUGUUCCUGGUGGAGCAGUGCGUGGUGCCCGACCCGCUGCCGGAGCUGUGCAAGGCGGCGGAGGCCUGGUGGAGGAUGAGGGUCCCACUGCCCUGCGAGUCCCGCUCCUACAGCGAGGGCCACGCCCACAGAGACUCCGCCUUCGCCCGCGGAGAGAAGAGGUACAUGUCCUUCCCCUGACCCCCGGACAGUCCCGUCGAAAACACGUGCCACGGUCCUCUCGUCUGAUUGGCCCAGGGAACAGUCCCGUCAAAAACACGCGCCACGGUCCUCUCGUCUGAUGCGGUCGCUCAAAUGUACUUUCGCCAAAUCUUUUGUCCGAUUGGCUUGGAGGACAGGCCCAUUUAUUGUUUUCGCCCAGAUCCCGACAUUUGGUCUAAAAGAUGGGUCGUUUAAGGGUCAGUAAGCAGGGUGGUGACUGUGGACUUUUUGCGAUGGCUCGCUGUGGGGGGGGGAAUUCCGGUGGGUUUCCAUGGCAGCCUCUCGCUUCGUUCUGACGCGUUGGCAGCCAGCGGGACUGAAGGGGAAGGAAAGGAUCCCUCACUGCCACACGUUCAGCACUCAGCCACGCUAUUGGCUACGCCAGGCAACCAAUGACUGUCCUCGGCAGAACCACUGCCCCCCUGUGGAGUCUGCGGAGGCCCACGGCGAGAGGAGGAGGAGGAAGAGGAGGAAGAAUUACUUCCUUAUGAAUGGGGGAUGCCAGGGGGUUUUGUGGGGUGUUUAUGAGGACAUGCACCAGCAAAACGUAUGUGUGUUUGAGUGAGUGUGAGUGUGAGCGUGUGUGCGUGCGUGCAUGUGUGCGUUUUUGUGCAUGUGUGCGUGUUUGUGUGUGUGUGUGUGU